AUGGAAUCAUCCAUAUAUAUAGAGAAGGACUAUACGGAAUACGGGCGGAAAGGCGAUCCGUACACUUGGGAGAGCUCGGUACGGCUGGUGGGACAGGGAGAGGAGAUUGGGAUGUAUUUGGAGGAGAGAGAGGGACGGAAGAGGAAGUGGCAGCAGGUGGAGGGGGGGAAGAUGAUGCGGCGGGAAGAGGGCGACGACAAGGAGCAAAGGAAGGUGCCGCCGAAGAAAAUUAUGGCGGCGGUCGGCGACAUGGGCGGGAGCGGGACCAGCUCGUCCUCCUCUCACCUCUCACCAGGCUGGCAGGUCAACGACCUCGACUUGGAUUUACCCGGAGAAUUGUCUAUGAAUGAGGCGCUUCUGUCGCUGCCGUCGCUGGCGGUGUUCAAGCAAGAAGCUCCUUCCCCAACCGGCGCCGUGCUGUCGCCGCCGCGCCGCGCCUGGCCGCGCCGCCUGCCGGACAGACAGAUGAGCGACAUGGUGGUGGACGGGGCGGAGGAGGAGCAGCCCUCCCCGCCGCACACCGGCCACGCCGCGCUCAUGCCCCCACAUGCCAACAGCCCUGAGAGUAUGCAAUGCCAGCCCACCCUCCAGGGCGGUAUGAUGCCAAUGAGCGGAUACCAUUCACCACCCGCAAUCGACAAUAAAAAUGGCGCUUUAUUCAUCAAUACGCUCGCCCUGCAGGGCGGUAUGAUGCCCAUGAGCGGUUACCAUUCACCACCCGCAUUCGACAACAAAAACGGCGGUCUACUGAUGUGCUCGCCGGUCAGCUCGCUAGACGGGUUCCUGCACUCACCGGCACAACCGCGCCCGGAACCCAGCUUCAAAGAUGACACCAGCGCGCUGGGUUCAGAGUAUUGCUGCGGGCGCGGCAGCCAAUGGGACGGGUGCUAUGACGGGCCUCACACGUACAUAACCAAGUUUCAAUACGUGCUUGCGGCGGCGACAUCUAUCGCCACCAAGCAGAACGAAGAAACACUGACGUAUCUAAAUCAGGGACAGCCUUAUGAGAUCAAACUGAAGAAGUUGGGAGACCUGUCACACUACAAGGGGAAGAUAUUGAAGAGCGUAAUCAAGAUUUGCUUCCACGAGCGACGGCUCCAAUACAUGGAACGCGAGCAGAUCGCGCAGUGGCACGCAGAGCGACCCGGCGAGCGCAUCGUCGAGCUGGACGUCCCUCUGUCUUACGGCGUGACUCGUGUACAACAGCCCACGUGCCUUAACUCCCUGCACGUGUACUGGGACCCCACCAAAGAUGUUGGUGUCUACAUCAAGGUGAACUGCAUCUCGACGGAGUUCACGGCCAAGAAGCAUGGCGGCGAGAAGGGCGUGCCGUUCCGCAUCCAGGUGGAGACCUACCUCGCCAGUGACGAGAACACGCGUCUACACGCCGCUGCCUGUCAGAUCAAGGUGUUCAAACUGAAGGGUGCUGAUCGUAAACACAAGCAGGACCGCGAGAAGGUGAUGCGCCGCCCGCGCUCCGACCUCGAGAAGUACCAGCCCGGCUGCGAAGCCACCGUGCUCACCACGCUGUCAAACGACGCGCUGAUGCCGCCCCCGUCUCUGGUCACCUCUUCACCCCCGUAUUCGCCUGAGCUAUGCAUGGUCCCAAAGACUGCCACAAGCCCCAUAGGAAACAAACCUAUGCCACAACCUGCCAUACUUGCUGCAUCGAACCAGAUGAAGCCAUUAUACUGCCAAGAGGAGGCCGAGAUGAAAGUGACUACUUCGCCGUGCCACUCGCCCGGCGCCAUUUUGCCUGAUCUGCCGCAACCCGCUGAAGAUCCCGACAAGAACCUGGGCCUGCCGGCCAGCGCGGGCGCGGGCGACACGGCGGCGUGGCUGGCGCGGCACCGCUUCGCGCAGCACGCCAACACUUUCGCCAACUUCUCCGGCGCCGACCUGCUCAGACUGUCCCGUGACGACAUCAUUCAAAUCUGCGGCCUCGCCGACGGCAUACGGCUAUUCAACGCUCUGCACGCCAAACGUAUCGAGCCCCGGCUGACCGUGUACGUGAGCGCGGGCGGCGGUGUGUACUCCGCCUUGUACCUGCACUCGUGCCGCGCGGCCGAGCUGCUGCACAAGCUGCAGGCGCUGCACCGCGCACAUGCACAGGGACACAAGGAAGUGGACACGGUGCUCGUGUCCGGCCCCAACGGCGCCCUGGUGCGGCUCACGGACGAGCUGGUGCGCCACCUGCCCGACAAGUCCACCUACCGCCUGCAGCGCCAGGACGACGCGCUGCUGCUGGCCAGCGAGCAGUGAGCGAGACACCUCCGCCUCGUGUGUAGGGCUGCUCUACGUGCCCGCCACGUCGCCUCGUGUGUAGGGCUGCUCUACGUGCCCGCCACGUCGCCUCGUGUGUAGGGCUGCUCUACGUGCCCGCCACGUCGCCUCGUGUGUAGGGCUGCUCUACGUGCCCGCCACGUCGCCUCGUGUGUAGGGCUGCUCUACGUGCCCGCCACGUCGCCUCGUGUGUAGGGCUGCUCUACGUGCCCGCCACGUCGCCUCGUGUGUAGGGCUGCUCUACGUGCCCGCCACGUCGCCUCGUGUGUAGGGCUGCUCUACGUAUCUUGUUCCAAUUCGCGCGACUUUACACAUCAAUCACAUAUUGGCGUAUAAAGUCGCGCGAGACGCGGCAAGAUAUGCUAUAAGUGCAGUCGUAGUAUCUUUUACACUAAACGGCUUAAAUGAUAAACCCUGGACAUGACUAAAAUUUAUUUUGUAUCGAGCAGAGACGGCUGCGAACGAUGCUAAUAAGCUUAGAAACAAAUUAAAAGUGGAAAAAUUCACGGUGUUGUGUGGGACUUGAACUUGGUCAAACGCCUGCCUAUUCAUAAUAAAAAAAAAACGACCACCGGAUCAAAUCUUGACCAGAUUGCUACUCGCUAGCCCAGUCCUCUUCCAUCUGAACUACCAAGACCUUAAUACAGCGAAUAUUUCCACCAUAUAUGAGUCUAUUUCGCUGUAUUUCGAUUAGCGAUCCUGUGGUCGUGGGUUCAAGUCCCACCCAUGACAGUGAAUUUUACCACAUUGAAUUUGUUUAUAAGCUUAAUUACUAAAAAUAACGCUACUAUCAAUGUAGUUCCUAAAAUAACUGAAUUACCGUAAGAUUACGAUAUGAUGAUGAUGAUGAUGAAUUUGAAAAACAGUUAAGUGACUAUGGGGCCAUAAUAUUAUAUUAUAGUUGUAAGAACCCUCACCUCAUCUUCGUUGUAAUACCGCCUUAUGUUUAUCGGUCAACCCAUUGAAUGCCACAUGAAAAGCUCUGACGUGAUAUGACGUCAAUAUAUUUGUGGCGUACAAAGGGUUAGACAUGUUAUACUAUAAGUUGUAUUGAUUUUAUAGUAAUAAGUGGAACAAGAAAUGACUUGACACAAUGAAAAUUUACUUCAGAAAGUUCUCAUCAAAAUGUAGUAAUUUUUCAGAUAGAAAAUGGAAAAGAAUGGUAAAAAGUUAUACGUAAUGUAACUUGCCGAGAAGGCUAUCGCUAAGUGCAUAAGACUACGCUAAUGGCGAAUUUACACUACGUCGAUUCUGUCGUUUGCCGCAUCAAAAAAUGUCGGUUGCCUGGCAACCACAUACUUUCAUACGGCAACCGCACCCUUUGAACGCAACGCCCGUCGUAUGCGGCGCGUAUUCAUGAACCUUGUCGCAAUGCACGAAGGUUGAUAUUGGGCUGUCAGUUGGUAUUGGGCCGCGCGAGUCAGUUGACGUCUUUAGCGGUCAAAGGGGUUAAGAGAUCAACCCACUACAGUGGGUCGUUACAACGACAACAAAACAUUUUAAUUAUUGUAUGCCAAGGAUGAUUGAUAGGAAAGCACAUGAUAACUUCGAUGAUUGUGAUUUGUACUGAUAGGUAUCCCAAAGGAUUUGAUAUUAUUAAAAUUUAAUUAUGUAUUUUAGGUUAAUAUUUUCAAUAUUUUGUGCAAUGCUUUUAAGUGAUUAGUGGCAUACAGUAGGUAUUAGUUUUAAAUCUCAUAAAUGUAGCACAAUUCUGUUAACAUUCUCCAGAUAAGGAAGAGCGGUACCUCCUGGCGCAGUCUAUAUUAAAGCUUAAAAGGAGGUUCCAAUCACUAACUUUAAGAUGUACAUGUUAAUUUUUUUUAUGUUCUUUUAUUUUAAAUCGAAAAUUAUGGUUAAAUAUAUGUUAGUAAAAACAAUUGUAUAUCAAGUGUCUAAGUAUUGUGUUAGAUUAAAUCAAUAUGUGUAAAGGGUAUAUUUGGAAGUCUGUAAUAAUUUAAGAUGUGCUUAAACUAAGCUUUGAGGCCCAAGAGCGUUACGUUUUUUCUGUGUGUUGAGACUUGUUAAGGUAAUAUUUAAUAUGAAACUCUUCAAAACCUAACUGACUGAUUUCAUCUCACAGAAACACCGUACUGACAGUACCGUACAGACAUUCAUAAUAAUCUUUGCAAAUAUUGGAUGGUGUAAUGUCGUUUAUUUACAAAUAAAUGACAGCGUAGAUGUGCCUUAACCCUUUCACUGCGCGUGUGACGUCGAUACUCGUCAAUGUCACGUGUGUACCCUGUCGUGAGCAGUGAAAGGGUGCUUAUUAACUUACUUUAUAUUCUAGUUAUUAAAUAAUACUAGUUCUCAUUAUUCUUUAUCAGUAAAGAUGAUAAUGCUGCAGCGCAUUUACGUUUUACGUAUUCUGUUACAGAUGUAGUGCACAAUUAUUUUCCAUCGUAUUUUCACGGAAACGUACGAACGUGUUAUGCUAUUUCAGUCAGUCUCGGUACAAAAAGUACUGAGGUUGACUGAAGUAGCAUGACAAAUACGAACGUUUCCGAGAAAAUACGAUGGAAAACAAUUAUGCAUUACAUCUGUACGUUAUCUCUUUCACUGUCACAAGAUGAUACUAGUUUUAUGUACAGUCGCCAUCAGAUAUAUCGGAGCGGCCAAGGUGGUCACAAUAUCUGAGCACGCACUCUAACGCCUUGACAAUAGAGGCGUGUUCAGAUAUUUGUGAGCGCCUCGCCCGCUCCGAUAUAUCUGAUGGCGACUGUACCCUUGACAGUGAAAAGGUUAACGAACUCGUAUUUAUUUUAAACAUACGUUGAUUUAAAUUUUAAAUCAAUUGUUUCACCAUUAAGUUAAGUUUUGUUAACUAAAUACAUAGCGAAAUAUAAUAUAAGCUAUAUAUAUGAUAGCAUGUUAUUUUUAUAUGAAAUUUUUUACAGUGAAUUUCACAUACUUUAUAGCUCUCAAUAGGGCUUUGCAAAACAAAGUUAUAUGAAAUUCCAAAGUAUUAUGAAUAUGAUUAUUAUAUGAUUUAUUUUUUCACAACUCGUAACAGAUUUUUGAUAGAGGGAGACAAAAAAAAGGACCUAUUCCUAUAAAUAGGUGUAAAAUAGUGUCACUUGAUUGCAAAUUUGUGUUUGGCAAUUUCUUGAAUCUGUUGCUAAGCUCAGGCUUCAUUGUUUCGCCCUCGGCCUAAACGUGUAUUUUGUGACAUUACUUUUGACUGCGACAGACGUCGACGUGAUUACACGUCACGUGAGCUCUGGGCAGCCAAAAGGUUAACUCGAGGUGCCUUAAAAGUGCCUUUUAUGGAGACAGAUGGCGCCGUGCAUUAAAUGGAGUAUUCUUUGUAAACUAUUUUUAAAAAUGUUUUAUUAAUAGUGUAGUUGUUGCAUGUAUAGUAUAGUUUAUAUAUUAUAAAAUAAAUGAGUAUAUGGAUUGUGUAGUCAAUAAAUGUAUAUAAAGC
Molecule: messenger RNA, 5704 nt
Organism: Cydia strobilella
Lineage: Eukaryota; Metazoa; Arthropoda; Insecta; Lepidoptera; Tortricidae
Gene: gem
Product: transcription factor CP2-like protein 1
Exons: 21
Coding region: 1-2262 (753 amino acids)
Biological process (GO): regulation of transcription by RNA polymerase II
Cellular component (GO): nucleus
Molecular function (GO): DNA-binding transcription activator activity, RNA polymerase II-specific; RNA polymerase II cis-regulatory region sequence-specific DNA binding
Source: RefSeq, a predicted model, not a curated record